AUGAACACAACAGUGCUAACAUUCACAAUGACUGCAUUCGCUGCCAUGGAAAACUACAAACAUGGGCUGUUUGCUGUAUUCCUUCUGCUGUAUUGCAUUACUAUCAUUUUGAAUUCACUGCUCAUUACUGUCGUACACCAAAACAAAGAGUUGCAUCAACCUAUGAAUGUGUUCAUCUGCAUGUUAUCCAUCAAUGAAAUGUAUGGCAGCACUGCACUGCUUCCUGCAGUUAUGGCUGUGCUCAUAUCUGAGACUCAUGAGAUAUCUGUGAAGUGGUGUAAGGCUCAAAUCUAUUUCCUUCACACAUAUGCCAGUGCUGAGUUUUUUAUUUUAGCUGUUAUGGGAUACGACAGAUAUGCUGCCAUCUGCUACCCACUACGUUACCACAGCAUCAUGUCUAAUUCAAAGACAGGCAAGCUUGUUGCAUUAGCAGGUAUAUACCCACUCGUUGUGUUUGGAUGUUUUUACACACUAACCUUACAGCUGAGCUUCUGCGGGAAAGUCAUACCGAAAUUAUACUGUGUGAACAUGGAACUGGUCAAAAAUUCAUGUUCAAAUGCAUCGCACAUAAGUAUUGUGGGACUUGUGUUAAUUCUGUUUUUGGUUGUGCCUCAGUUAGCGAUGAUUGUUUUCUCUUAUGCACAGAUUUCAAGAGAGUGUAGGAAAUUAUCAAGAGCAUCCCAAAGCAACGCUCUGAAAACAUGUAUCCCACAUUUAUUAUCUUUGCUGAACUACACUAUCGGUUCCCUUUUUGAAAUUAUCCAAACUAGAUUUAAGAUGAGUCAUGUUUCUAUUGAGGCACGGAUCCUCCUGUCUUUAUACUUUGUUGUCAUUCCACCUAUUGUCAACCCAGUGAUGUAUGGACUCGGUACACAAAUAGUUAGGGUUCAUAUACUGAAACUGUUUGUUAAGUACAAGAUCCUGCCAACAAAUUUACUAAAAAUAAUGACUGCAGCUUAA
Messenger RNA from Epinephelus fuscoguttatus (brown-marbled grouper), 960 nucleotides. RefSeq names its product olfactory receptor 52D1-like. The transcript has a single exon. Gene Ontology annotation, biological process: G protein-coupled receptor signaling pathway. Gene Ontology annotation, molecular function: G protein-coupled receptor activity; olfactory receptor activity. Gene Ontology annotation, cellular component: membrane. NCBI's taxonomy places the organism in Eukaryota, Metazoa, Chordata, Actinopteri, Perciformes, Serranidae. The record is from RefSeq and is a predicted model, not a curated record. The coding region runs from base 1 to 960 and encodes 319 amino acids.